Messenger RNA from Ziziphus jujuba (common jujube), 4611 nucleotides. Its product is annotated as pleiotropic drug resistance protein 1. Gene Ontology annotation, cellular component: membrane. The transcript is spliced from 23 exons. The record is from RefSeq and is a predicted model, not a curated record. NCBI's taxonomy places the organism in Eukaryota, Viridiplantae, Streptophyta, Magnoliopsida, Rosales, Rhamnaceae. Bases 308 to 4597 code for a protein of 1429 amino acids. Gene Ontology annotation, molecular function: ATP binding; ABC-type transporter activity; ATP hydrolysis activity.
GAAUCAGAUAGGCAUUAAAUAAGUUCAGAUACGGUGCUUCACUUUCUCUAAUCUUUUCCUGCAUGUCAUCCAGGAAAGUUUCCAUUUGUUAAAAUCUCGUUUACAUACUUUAAAAUUUCAAGAGAAAGAGUUCCGGGUUUUCGUGGGCAUUUAGUACUUGUUGCAGAACCGAAACAGAGUUUUGGUUUAGCGGUUUAGCGGUUGUUGCUGGACCAAACUAGUUCUUUUUUGGCCAUGAGAGUUUUGAUAUAAAAAGAUUGAUGGGUUUUAAGUUGUAUAGCAGUAUUAAGCUUCAGUGGGAUUGAAAAUGGCGAGCAGUGAUCCUUAUAGAGCCAGAAGUAGUUACAGAAGAAACAACUCUUCCACAUGGAGGAACAAUGGCUUUGAGGCGUUCUCGAGGUCAUCACGAGAUGAAGAAGACGAUGAAGAAGCUCUUAAAUGGGGUGCUCUGCAGAAGCUUCCUACUUAUGAGCGUCUUAGAAAAGGUAUACUCACUAAUUCACACAGCAAAGCGAGUGAAAUUGAUGUAAGUAAUCUCGGACUUCAAGAAAGGAAGGAGUUGAUGGAGAGGUUAUUUAAAGUUGCAGAGGCAGAUAAUGAGAAUUUCUUGCUCAAGCUCAAGAAUCGUAUUGAUAGAGUUGGAAUUGAUCUUCCAACAAUAGAAGUGCGAUAUGAGCAUCUGAAAGUAGAAGCAGAAACUCAUGUUGGAAGCAGAGCUUUACCUACCUUCAUCAACUUCUCUGUUAACAUACUUGAGAGUUUCUUGAAUUAUCUUCAUAUUCUUCCAAGUAGAAAGAAACAUAUUUCUAUUCUUCAAGAUGUUAGUGGAAUCGUAAAGCCAGGCAGAAUGACAUUGCUAUUGGGUCCUCCAAGUUCUGGUAAGACCACAUUCUUGUUAGCUUUGGCGGGAAAGCUUGACCCCGAAUUAGAGUUAGCUGGAAGGGUGACUUAUAAUGGGCAUGACAUGAAUGAGUUUAUACCUCAGAGAACUGCUGCCUACAUCAGUCAACAUGAUGUCCACAUUGGAGAAAUGACUGUAAGGGAAACAUUGGCUUUCUCUGCUAGAUGCCAAGGAGUCGGAACCAGAUAUGAUAUGCUGGCAGAGUUGUCUAGAAGAGAGAGAGCAGCUAAUAUCAAGCCUGAUCCAGAUGUUGAUAUCUACAUGAAGGCAGCAGCAAUAGAAGGUCAAAAGACAAGUGUGGUGACUGAUUAUAUUCUGAAGGUUUUGGGAUUGGAAGUCUGUGCUGAUACCAUAGUUGGGGAUGAAAUGUUAAGGGGAAUAUCUGGAGGACAGAGGAAGCGUGUUACAACAGGGGAGAUGCUUGUUGGACCAACAAAGGCGCUGUUCAUGGAUGAAAUAUCAACUGGUUUGGACAGCUCGACGACUUAUCAAAUCGUGAAGUCGCUCAAGCAUCUUGUUCAUAUUUUUCAAGGAACUGCUGUCAUCUCACUACUCCAGCCUGCACCAGAGACUUAUAAUCUUUUUGAUAAUGUGAUUCUCCUCUCUGAUGGUCAGAUUGUGUACCAGGGUCCACGGGAAGAAGUUCUUGAUUUUUUUGAAUCUAUUGGUUUUAAGUGUCCUGAGAGGAAAGGGAUUGCUGAUUUUCUUCAAGAGGUAAUAUCAAGAAAAGAUCAGGAGCAGUAUUGGUUACGGAAAGAGGAGCCUUACAGUUUUGUCACAGUUAAGGAAUUUGCCGAAGCUUUCCAAACAUUCCAUGUGGGACAGAAAGUAGGAGAUGAGCUUGCAACUCCAUUUGACAAGAGCAAGAACCACCCAGCUGCUUUGACAACCAAAUUUUAUGGAGUAAAUAAGAAGGAGCUCUUAAGAGCUUGUAUCUCAAGAGAAUACUUGCUUAUGAAGAGGAACUCUUUUGUUUACAUCUUCAAGCUUUCACAAAUUGCAGUGAUGGCACUGAUUACAAUGACACUCUUCUUAAGAAUCAAGAUGCAUCACAAUUCUAUUGAGGAUGGAGAAAUUUAUGCUGGUGCUUUGUUCUUCUCUAUGAUUGUAACAAUGUUUAAUGGAAUGGCAGAGCUUUCCAUGACCAUUGCCAAGCUGUCAGUCUUCUACAAGCAGAGGGACCUCCUGUUCUACCCUUCAUGGGCAUAUGCUCUUCCAACAUGGAUUGUCAAGAUUCCUAUCACAUUUCUAGAGGUUGCAGUUUGGGUUUUCCUUACAUACUACGUAAUUGGGUUUGAUCCAAAUGUUGAAAGGUUAUUUAGGCAAUAUCUUCUGCUGUUAUGUGUGAACCAGAUGGCUUCUGCAUUGUUCCGAUUGAUUGCAGCAUUGAGUAGGAACAUGAUUGUUGCAAACACGUUUGGGUCCUUUGCCUUUCUGGCACUUUUUGUAUUGGGUGGCUAUGUGCUCUCUAGAGAGGAUAUUAAGAAAUGGUGGAUUUGGGGUUUCUGGGCUUCCCCUAUGAUGUAUGGCCAGAAUGCAAUACUAGUUAAUGAGUUCCUUGGAAACAAUUGGAGACAUAUCCUGCCAAACUCUACUGAACCUCUAGGAAUUGAAGUUUUGAGGAGCCAUGGGUUCUUUACGGAUGCAUAUUGGUAUUGGCUUGGUGUGGGGGCAUCCAUUGGAUUUGUGUUACUUUUCAACAUUGGUUAUGUUCUCUCACUCACUUGCCUAAAUGAAUUUGGGAAGGCAAAAUCCAUCAAAUCAGAAGAUGAGAGCAACAACCAGAAUGGCAGAGCUGGGGAAGCCAUUCAAUUACCACGAAGAGAAAGAAGCUCAAGUCACCAAACUUGGACUCAUAAUAAGAAAAAAGGAAUGAUUCUUCCAUUUGAACCACAUUCCGUUACCUUUGAUAAUGUUGUAUAUUCUGUGGACAUGCCUCAGGAAAUGAAGUGUCAGGGUGUUGUAGAGGAUAGAUUGGUUCUCCUGAAGGGCUUGAGUGGCACUUUCAGGCCCGGUGUUUUAACUGCUUUAAUGGGAGUUAGUGGCGCUGGUAAAACAACUUUGAUGGAUGUCCUGGCUGGUAGGAAAACUGGUGGAUAUAUUAAUGGAGAUAUCAGAAUUUCUGGAUACCCUAAGAAGCAAGAAACAUUUGCACGAAUUUCAGGAUACUGUGAGCAAAAUGACAUCCACUCACCACAUGUUACUGUAUAUGAGUCCUUGCUCUACUCAGCCUGGCUCCGUUUACCAUCAGAAGUUGAUUCUGAGACCAUAAAGAUGUUCAUCGAAGAAGUGAUGGAGCUGGUGGAACUCAACUCAUUGAGGCAAGCACUAGUUGGAUUUCCUGGUGUCAAUGGUCUCUCAACUGAGCAGCGGAAAAGGUUAACAAUUGCUGUUGAGUUAGUGGCUAAUCCCUCUAUAAUUUUCAUGGAUGAGCCAACUUCAGGAUUAGAUGCAAGAGCUGCUGCAAUUGUCAUGAGAACAGUUAGGAACACUGUGGAUACUGGAAGAACGGUUGUGUGCACCAUUCAUCAGCCAAGCAUUGACAUAUUCGAAGCUUUUGAUGAGGUAUUCCUAAUGAAGCAUGGAGGACAAGAAAUAUAUGUUGGGCCAUUGGGUCACCAUUCUUGCCAUCUAAUCAAGUAUUUUGAGGGAAUAGAAGGAGUCAGCAAAAUAAAUGACGGCCAUAAUCCAGCAACUUGGAUGCUGGAAGUUGCUUCUUCAGCACAAGAAAUGGUUCUAGGAAUUGACUUUGCUAAUGUAUACAAAAAUUCAGAACUAUACUGGAGAAACAAGCAACUUAUUAAAGAACUGAGCAGCCCUGCUCCAGGUUCAAGGGAUCUCUAUUUUCCCACCAAAUACUCACAAUCAUUUCUAACCCAAUAUAUGACUUGCUUUUGGAAACAACGUCUGUCUUACUGGCGCAACCCAACUUACACUGCUGUACGAUUUCUCUUCACCACUUUCUUAGCAUUGAUGUUUGGAACUGUGUUCUGGGACCUGGGCUCCAAAAGGAGAAGGCAACAAGAUUUGAUAAAUGCAAUGGGAUCUAUGUAUACUGCUGUUCUCUUUGUUGGCUUCCAAAAUGCUGCGUCAGUGCAACCUGUAAUUGCCAUUGAAAGAACAGUCUUCUACAGAGAAAAAGCUGCUGGAAUGUAUUCAGACUUGCCAUAUGCAUUUGCACAGGUAACGAUUGAGAUUCCAUAUAUCUUUUCACAGUGUGUAGUCUAUGGCAUCAUUGUGUAUGCAAUGACGGGAUUUGAAUGGACAGCUGCCAAAUUCUUUUGGUAUCUGUUCUUCAUGUAUUUCACAUUGCUGUACUUCACCUUUUAUGGCAUGAUGAUGGUGGCCGUGACACCAAACCAGCACAUUGCACUCGUUGUUUCUAAUGUAUUUUACGGAUUAUGGAAUCUCUUUUCAGGAUUCAUAAUCCCGCGAACAAGGAUCCCUAUAUGGUGGAGAUGGUACUAUUGGGUAUGUCCGGUAGCAUGGACCUUGUAUGGAUUGGUUGCAUCACAGUUUGGAGAUAUGAAGGAGACCCUUGAGACAGAUGAAACAGUAGAAGACUUUGUGAACAGAUAUCUUGGAUUCAAACAUGACUUUCUGGGAGUAGUUGCAGCUGUAAUUGUUAGUUUUACGGUGCUUUUUGCAUUCAUCUUUGCCUAUGCCAUUAAGGCAUUUAAUUUUCAAAAGCGAUAGGAAUUUGUUUCUUA